Molecule: messenger RNA, 12579 nt
Organism: Phyllopteryx taeniolatus (common seadragon)
Lineage: Eukaryota; Metazoa; Chordata; Actinopteri; Syngnathiformes; Syngnathidae
Gene: rif1
Product: replication timing regulatory factor 1
Exons: 36
Coding region: 329-8239 (2636 amino acids)
Biological process (GO): telomere maintenance
Cellular component (GO): nucleus
Source: RefSeq, a predicted model, not a curated record
UCAAAGGUAAUUUUGACGUCUGCGUAGUGCUUUGGCGCCAGCUAUUUCGCGGGGCGACAGGACAACAAGGCACAUUGCAAUUUUGAACUCAAGCAAAGGCCGAGUGUUGUUCAACAUAACAGGCCGAAGUGCAGCAGUCCAAUCGCCGACACUUCGAAGUGGUCGGCCGGCCUUAUUGCUGCUUGUGUCUGGACGUCAUUUCUGCGGCGAAAGUCGCCUUUGCGUCUGGAGCCCGAGCGAGUAGCGCUUCCGUGCUGCGCGUGUGGCCGCUGGAUCUCGUGAAGGAAUCUUCACGUUGAAUUGAGAGGCCGGGUUGUGGCGAGUAACGAUGAUGGCGUCGGCGGAGCCUCCGAGCACCUUCAGCAUCGUCCCCCUGCUGGAGUGUCUGGAGGACAGCACCGCUGGAUGCUCUGAGCAGACCGACGCCUACCUCACCAUCGCCAAUCGGCUCAGUGGAGAAAACGGCCGCCAGUUUCUUCCUGCUGUCACAAAGCACUUUUCCCGCUUGGGUAGCGCCAUCCUGACUCAUGUAAGCAGUCCGCAUGCUGAGCUGAGCCAAGCAGCCCUACAAGCUCUAGGCUUUUGUGUCUACCAUUCACAUGUUGUCUCUGGAGUGACAGAAACUUUAACCACAGAAAUCCUGUCCGCGCUUUGCUCCGUGGUGUCCAAGUCUAUGGAAAAGAAUACCUGCACCAGAGCCUUGUGGGUCAUCUCUAAACAGAGCUUCCCCGCCGACAUGGUGGGCAAGAAGGUGGCGUCCAUACUGAGCAUGCUGGAGAGGGUUUGGAGCAAAGGCGAAGUUCCGUCUGUCGUCAUGGAGCAUGAGGCCGUAAAUGUCAUCGUCAGGCUGCUGGAGCAGGUCCCAGCUCAGAUGGGCGAGUGGGCCGUGUGCUGGGCCAAGCUCGUCAUCCCCCUGGUGGUGCACUCGGCCUCCAAGGUGCGCCUGCGGGCGGCCGCUGCCAUGGAGAUAGGCCUGCCUUUGUUGCUGCAAAAACAGAUGGAGGUGGCUGCCAUCAUUGAGCCCUUGAUGUCCACGAAACUGAUUCCAGAGCUGCAGAAGCUUUUCAUGUCCAAAAAUGAAAUGAACGUCCUCAAGCUCUGGCCAUUAUUUGUCAAACUACUUGGGAAGUUGCUCCACCGGGGAGGGCCCUUUAUCAACUCGCUGCUCCAUCUGGAGGAGCUCGGCUUUCGUAGCUCCUCUCCCACUGUCAAGAAAAUCGCCUUUAUCGCCUGGAAGAGUUUGAUCGACAACUUUGCUCUCAAUCCAGACAUCCUUUGCAGUGCAAAGCGCAUGAAACUUCUCAUGCAGCCCCUCAUGUCAAUCAAUAUCCGGACGGAGGCGCUAUUGCUCACCAAGGUGGAGGUGUGGUGGUAUCUAGUGGUCCAACUCGGGCCCAACCUGUCGCCCCACUUCGAUCUGGUGUCACUCCCGUUGCUACAGUGCACCAUUGGAUCUGAAGCUGUCUCAGCCCCCGCCACCCCUGCCAGAGGUCAAAAUGGCAUUGCAACACCCAGCACACCUAAAACCACAGGCCCACUGAGCGUUAACAGCCUGACACCCAACACGUCACGAAUGAACUUGAACUCCAGCAUGCAACUCCCCUCCUCCUUCCCCGCCAUCAAGUUGCUGGGCCUGGAAAUGCUGCUGCACUACUUUCUGGGGCCUCAGGUGGUCGCCACAGCGACUAAGAGCAAGCUGGUCCUUACUCUCGAGCCUUUGAAGCAUCCUCUGUUGAAUGCUGCCUCUUCCUUCAGCAAACACGCUGCUGUACUUAUCUCCAACAUCAAAGACGGCUUCAACAACGUCGGCAAGGACGCGCCAGAUGCCCUUUUGGCACUUUUAUGGGAUCAUCUUGUACAUUUUGUCUCACUGACCAUUGAGUCUGGGAGUAAGAAGGAUCGGCACGGCUGUGACGUUCUGACACUGACACUUCAAGCCCUGCAGAACGUGGUCUGCUCGGAAUCUCUUCCUGCAGACAAAGUGCUGAUUCUCUUCGAAAGCACCGUCAAAGGCAUCUCUCCGCGCGUUCUCGGCUCUGCCUCCUACCAAGUGGGCAAGAUGGAUGUGCUGAAUGGAACGCCGGCACUCUUCCUCAUUCUGCUCCUCUUCGACAGCAGCAUGCUGACGGCCUACAUCGAAGACGCCAGGUUUUAUCAGUGCCUUCAGACGCUGGUGGGCUGCAGCCUGUCGGGCCCCACUUCCCCGCUGGCAUUCGCCGAGGCCGUGUUGGCCGCGGUUGGCCGCAGCGCCCCCUCUGUGCACAACAAGGAGCACCUGCUAAGGAUGUGGAGUGUCGUGGUCGCCCCGCUCACAGACACGAUCACGCAGUCUAAUGAGGUCAACCAAGGGGACGCCUUGGAGCACAAUUUCAAUGCCAUGCACUCAGCCCUGAUGUUCCCUGUCAAUCACCUGUUGGGUGGCUCGCCGCAGCAGCCGGCAGCCCAGAAGUCCAUGUUGUCUACUUGGUCCAAACUGUACAAGGUGUUCGCACGCUGUUCGGCUCUGGUGGUUACUGCCGAGGAGAACAUCUGCUGCGAGGAGCUGUGUGUCAAAAUGGCAGCCACGGUGGAUCGGAAUGCUCUUACAGUUCCAUUGACGUUGACAGCUUUUGCCUGCGUCCUUCAAGUCAUGGUGGAAUGUGUGGACUUCUCUCCCUACACGCCACAGUUCCAGCAGAAACUCAAGUCUCCACACACUCCAGUAAACUGGACCAGGAAGAGAAACAAGGCCCUAGGGAACCUGUCCACCUUCCAGUCUCUGUUGGUUCAGUGUCUGGAUGUUUAUCUGGCAGGGGAGGACAUUCCUUCAGAGGCCACAGGCGUGGCGUUGCUUUCUGUCUUGUCUACCAACUUUACCAACCUGGUGCUAGCUAACGCUGUAAAGGAGGUUCUGACCUCCCUAAUGCCACAUCUCUCAGACCUCUACAAACAAGCAGCCUGCGAGCCGCCCAGAUUUACGACGGCGAUUCUUGCCAAGAUGGAGAAGCUUCUGGGUGAAGUAUUUUGCUGCAUUCAGAGCUGCUCCAUGUUGGCCAAUGACAAUGACCUUCUGGCUCUGCUUUCGCCGCUGCUCUGUGUGCUGUUCCCACACAAGAACAAGCAGCACCGCACAGCUGUCACCAACUUCUGGAAUUCCACCUUCGCCAAAGCAGUCGGCCUGAUCUACCCGGAUGAGCUAAGACCAGUUCUGAGCCAAGUGAAGCAAAAGACUCCCAUCAUUCUUCCUGGCUUUGAAGCUGUCAGUGUUGCUGAUGAGCUCAGUGGACAGUAUUCCAGUGAGAGUUCCCAGUUAGAAACCAAACUCAGUGGUGUGAUAGUUGCCUCUACUGGAAAGAGGGACUCUCUGCUGCUGAAGACGGCUGAGCUGAGUGACCCAAGCUCCUCGAGGACUUCUAAACUGGUUUCUACAAAACUGGACUUUGGUUCCCCCAAACUUCCCCGCAGGGAGAUACUGGAGGAGGAAGCCUCUGUUGACUUUGUGUUCAUUCCACCUGAAGCAAAGGAGAGAGUUUUAACAGAACACCAGAAGGAGGUUAAAAGGACUAAAAGGGUUGACAUACCUGCCAUGUACAACAACCUGGAUGCCUCUUUGGAUACUACAGUUUUCACGCAGUACACACAAAGCCAAGAGGACACUCUGAGAAAAAUACCAAUUGAAGAACCUGACAAAGUUGCCCCAGAGGUUCCAGUCGAGAUUCCUCAGGAGCCUCUGUCAAAUGAGGUUACUGAUAUUCACACACAGAAGACUCAAGACUUUCCAAGCACGAAAGCCUUAGAAAAUGAGUCAGCGAAGGAAGAGCAGGAAAUUAUACCAGAGUCAACCAGUGUUUCAAUGGAGGAAGAUGCCAGAAGCAACAGCAGUGUAGAAAACAUGGAUGCACAAGCUGAAAAAACCAACAGUCCUAACAUGUCAAGCUCUUCAGAUUUAGUCUCUGGAACGCCCCAAAAGUCCAGUGGUGGCAGCCGCCGUCAAUCCUUCAUUACAUUGGAGAAAUAUACUGAAGGAAAGCAUGCAAGCCCCAGCACUACGUCAUCAUUCACAGGUCCCCUCGUUAAGACCUCUGGUAGCCAGGACUCAAACACCCCCUUCCCUGAGACUUCCCAAGAACCCAUUGAUCAAAAUUCUGAGCUGUCCUCGCAGGAACUAUCAAAGUGUCAAGUGAACAACCUCCAAGAAUCACCGCGAAGGCCCAAAAUGGACAGUGAGUGGAAAGUUGAGCCGUUAAGGCUGACUGAAAGGCUUACGAGUAAUGAAAGAGAAGAGGAUGAUGUCAUCCCAGACACACAGACUGUAGAUGUGGUCCUGGAGAAUACCACACUGACUUCCACAUCAGAGGAUCCAGAGGGAUACUCUCAAGAGACUAUGGAUGUUUCGCAGUCGUCUGAGAGUUUGACUUCUCCAGGUGAGCGGAGACACCGCAAACAAGCCAAACAUAUACUCCGAGGAGAAAGUCCAGUUGAUUCAAGCACACCACAGAACAGACCAAAUACGAGAAGCAAGGUGGCCAGUGAAGAGGACAGUGGUAGAAUACGACUGAGGUCUCAGCGUGACAGUCGUCACUCAAGUCAAACUAAGCCUCAAGUUCGAUCACACAGGAAGGUCAAGCUGUACAGCAGCUCAGAGGGUUUCCUCCAUGAAUCUGAAAACAAAAGGAGAAGCACCAGAUUGCAAGAGUCAAGUCAAACGGACCUGCUGUCUGAAUCUGAAAGCCAGUCACAGCCAAAGCGCGGCCGACCUAGAAAAUCCUUGCCGGAGACCAGGGAAGAUCCUAUGAAGCCUAAGAAAACGUCUAGUCAAACGGACUUAAAAUCAGACGCCCAGUCCGAUUCUGAAAACCACUCUCAGCAAAGGCGCAGCUGGCCUACCAUAUCCAGACAGGAGCACAAGAACCCAAAGACUGUAUCUGAAACAAUGGCCAGUCAAUAUCAGCCGAAAUCAGACACUCACUCUGAUUUUGAAAGCCAGUCACGACGGAAGCAAGGUCGACCUCCCAAAUCCUUAUUGAAGCCAAAAGAAGAAUUUCUUAAGGAUCCAGAACAGCCUGAGAAACUGUCCAGUCAAGCGGACAUAUAUCCAGACACUCAGGCUGAUUCUGAAGGUAACUUGCAGCAAAAUGGCACCCAGGGUACCAGUUGCUUACAGGACGCCAAUGGGGGUGAUCUUAAGCCUGACUUGUCUAAGAAAAUGCCCAGUCAAACAGACUUAAAUCAAUCAGACACUUGGGCUGAUUCUGAAAACCAGUCACAGCAAAAUAGUGGCCGACUCUCCAGAUCCUUAUUGCAGUCUAAAGAGGAGGGUCUUAAGAUGUCUGAAAAAAUGUCCAGUCAAACAGACACUCCGAAAUCAGAGGGACAACAUGAUCUGCCUCCCAAAUCCUUAGAGCCCAAGGAGGCGGAGUUUAUGAGUCCUGAGAUUACGUCUGGGAAAGUAUCCAGUAAAAUAGACUUGCAAUCAGACACUCAGUAUGAUACUGAAAAUCAGACACAACGAAGGAGUAGCAGAACUUCCAAAUCCCCAUCAGAAUCUGAGGAGGUUCUUAAGCCAGAACCGAUGUCCAGUCAGACAGACACACAAUCGGACACCGGGUUUGAUACUGCAACCCAGACCCAGCGAAAACGUGGCAGACCUUCAAAAUUGAGGCACAUUAUGGAGGGAAGUCAUUCCCAUGCACAGGGUUUGUAUAAACCUGGAGAACCAAUCCAAACUGCUUUGCUUCAGCUACCUGAGCAAAUAAUAAAGGAUGAAAAUAAGUCAGGUUCUGAAAUAGCCUCGAUCUCAUCCAAAACUCAUGGCCAAUUGCAAGAAAUUGAAGUUAUAGAACAGAGCAAAAAAGAGGAAAAACAGUCUCAGAUUAUUUUAACUAGAGAUGCAGUCCAACAUGGAAUAAGCACACCAGGUUGCAUGCUUAGCAAAUCGGAGGACAUAGAAAAAGAUGAGCCUGAAACUAGUCAAAAGUCACAAGAGAUCAUGCAAAAAGCCACUGAUAGUCAGCCUCUCCAAAGACGUAGACGAAGUAAGACAUCUUCAGAGGCAGCAGAGGAUAAGAGUGAACCAAAGGUCUUGUCCAGAAAGCAGAGUAAGUCUCACUCUCAAGAAAAUAGUCCAGCAGAGGCCAGAGAAGGCAGUCGUACAAGAAGGAGCAACAUAGAUAAUCAGUGUUGUCCUACUUCCACUCCAGAAAGCGCUCAGUCUUUAGAUGUUGCAGUAUCCACAGAUUCUUCUCAAGGCAGGAAAUCAAGACGAAUAUCUUCCAAAGUGUUGACAGCCAACACACAGUCAUUAGAAUCUGAAUUGUCAGAGGCCAGAGAAAAAUGUUCCCAGCCUGCAAAGAGACGGAAAUCCCAGGGGACAUCACUAAGUCCUCUCACUGGCAAGUCUGAGAACAUUGACUGUUUUGUCACAAAGAAGAAUUUGGUGGAUCCAGAAAUGUCAGAACCCUCUCAAUUACAGGAGGAUUUCCCCAAAAGCCAAGAUUCCAUAGUUUUUGAACCACCGCAGAAGUCUGACAACUGCAAAGAAAGACAAAUGGAUGUCGCCACUGCUGGAGCACUGGAGCCUGUUCAAGAAAAACCUGAGCCUGAAAUUGCAAAGAACCAGAUCUCUCUCAGCUCGUCACCUAGCAAGAAGCAGGACAGGAAACAAAUCUCUCAAACUAAAGCAAACUCUCCUUCACAAGAUAGUGACACCGGAGACUUGGACUUAUCUGAAAUGUUGGAAUCAGAAGGGACCAUUGCUGAGCAGAGUCAGGAGGUCUUGUCCUCUGAGGCAUUUGCUGUAGACCCACUGACUCCCCCUGAGGUGGCAGAAGAGAAGCUGCAGGCCUCGGAGUCCUCACCGGAGGAGACUACACCUAUAGUAGAAGAGUGUAAUGCUGUCAAUAAAGAAGACACAGUUGUUCCAAUGAAGGAAACUCAGAGUUUAGGUUCAGAGUGUUCAAGCGUAGUAGAUGAGCUUACAAAGGCUGCGGAACUUUCUUCCGCCAAUAUCAAGGAGAAAUCACACCAGGUCUUACAAGACUUUAUACCUCUGCAUGAGUGCGUUAAAACUGAGAAUAUACCUUUAAGGGAAUGCCAGGAUGAAGAGAAAACCCAGAUGUCGAACACGGACGACGAUCCAGAAGCUGCUCAAAGUGAUGUUUGUACCACCGAAUCCAAAAAGACCGCUAUCUCCCAGGAUUCUCCGACAAAGCUGAAAGACUUGGAGGCUGAGUUGAUGCCAGACAUGGUCCACAGCCCGUGCAAUAAUAGGACCAAAGGAACCUGGUCGCUUUCAGCCUCCCCCUCAACUAGCAUCCUCAAAAAAUGCCAGAAAAGACCUCUGGAGGAGGAGACACCCUCUCCUCUUAUUAAGUCCAGGCGCGUGUCUUUUGCUAAUCCUAUUCAACAGCAGGAGACUGCUGAUGACAUUGAUCGCCGUAGUCCUGCUGUAAGAACAAGCUCCCCCAGAAGAGCCAAAGUCAGCAACCUCCCACAGCCUAAAUUUGUUACGACACCAACAAAGGGGGCCCUGACUAUGAGUCCCAGGAAUCUUCACAGUCCAAAUUUUAGGAGCUCCAAGAAAUGCCUGAUUUCUGAGAUGAGCCAGGAACCUCACCCCGUUUCCAAAGACUGCAUCUACCCCGCCUUGGUCGGGUGUGCCGCACCCGUCGAAGCGGUCCUGCCUCAGAUAUCAUCCAGCAUUUGGUCCCGCGGUUUUGGGCAGCUCGUUCGAGCGCGUAACAUCAAAACGGUCGGCGACCUCAGCGCUCUGACUCCCAAGGAAAUAAAAACUCUCCCCAUUCACCCGCCAAAGAUCGCCAAUGUCAAGAAAGCCCUCAAAACCUUUGAGCAACAGCGUAAAGGCAAAGGUGGAGACGAUCUGAAGAGUUUCGUGGAGAUGGAAAUGAUGACUUCUGAGCCAGAAGAGACGUGCGCAGCACCAAACCAAGAUGAAGAGGAGAAGCCCGGUGACAUGUUAGCCACGGAGUUGACUGAUGAGCCCGCCCCUGCCAAACUGGAGGAAGAGUGCGCCGAGGCGACGCCGGAGUUGAGCGCGUCCGGCUCACCCGAGAGCCCGUCGGGGGCUCCCGGGGGGCUCCUGGCCCGACUGGACGCCCUCCACCGUGCUGUAACUCCACCCCAUCUGAGCGGCUGCUCGCCUCAGCAGCUCUUCAACAUCCACGAGCACCUUUCAGUUCUGAUGAGGCGAGUCAUGUAUGAGAUGCAGAGCCGUCUCGCCCCAGUCAACGAGCGCCCCUGAACGCACUGAACUGUGACCCUGCCGCACCCCUUAUUAUUUUUUUUUUUUUUAAGCACUGCAGAAAAUUUUGCAAAAGUGAUUUUAUUCUCUGCUUUUUAAACUCUUAACUACCAUCGAUAAAAGCAAACAACCUGAACUGAGCGACACACGUAUUCCAGAGUUGUAUAUGCACCUCAUUCCCGACGUGCCUGUUUGUAGAAUGUUUACAAUGUGUAUAUUAUGUAGAAACACUUGUUUAGAUUUGUUCAUUUAAAUGUGUCACAUGCAAAUAAUAGUUGGCAUGUUUUUAUUUGUAGAACUUAAGUACUUCAAAUAAAAAGAUAGGAUUGAAUGUGUUUUGAAGAAGAAAGUUGAAUUGACUGUUUUUCGUUAGCAUACAGUAUUUAACUCAAUUUUUUCCCAUAGGAAAUCUUGUAAAGUCAAUUAAUCCAUUCUAAAACGUUUACAUCUGUGGGCAAUGUGACAUUUUAACAUUCCCAACUGUCAUACAAAUGUAAACAUUAGUUAACUGCUGUAUAAUGACCAAUAUACAGGAAGAAUCCUCGCCUAUUUGAGACUUAUUAAGGAAAGUGUUUGCAAAGCGAUACUGUCACCUAGUGGCGUUUUGUAGCUAUUGCUGGAAUUAAGUGUGUUGUUUAUUACUUGUAUUUAUUUAUUGCAAGAUGCUUUUCCACAGUCACAGCAAGUUUCAGUUCCUGUUCUGUAUUCAGCACGUUUCUAAUGGUACCCUUCUGUGGUAGCAUCACAAGAAAAGCCAAAGAAGCCAAAUUGUACCGCUUUAUUGGAGUAGUUUUAAAAGCAGGAUAUAUGAACAAUAUUGUGUCAGGCGCACCUGACCUCGACCUCUCGGAUGAACCAAAACCAGGCGGCAUGGUGGCCGACUGGUUAGAGCGUCAGGGGUUCAAUCCCCGGACCUGCCUGUGUGGAGUUUGCAUGUUCUCCCCGUGCCUGCGUGGGUUUUCUCCGGGCACUCUGGUUUCCUCCCACAUCCCAAAAACAUGCAUGAAUUGGAGACUAAAUUGCCUGUAGCUGUGAAUGUGAGUGUGAAUGGUUGUUUGUUUCUAUGUGCCCUGCAAUUGGCUGGCAACCAGUUCAGGGUGUACCCCGCCUCCUGCCCGAUGAUAGCUGGGAUAGGCUCCAGCACGCCCGCGACCCUCGUCAGGAGAAGCGGCUCUUCUACCGCUUAUCCGAGCUGGGGUCGUGGGGGCAGUAGCUUUAGCAGGGACGCCCAGACUUCCCUUUCCCCAGUCACUUCAUCCAUCUCUUCCGGGGGGAUCCCGAGGCGUUCCCAGGCCAGCCGAAGCAUGUAGUCUCUCCAGCAUGUCCUGAGUCGUCCCCGGGGUCUCCUCCCGGUGGGACGUGCCCGGAACACCUCACCAGGGAGGCGUACGGGAGGCAUCCAAAUCAGAUGCCCCAGCCACCUUAUCUGGCUCCUCUCUAUGUGGAGGAGCAGCGGCUCUACUCUGAGAUCCUCCCGGAUGACUGAGCUUCUCUCCCUAUCUCUAAGGGAGAACCCGGACACCCUGCGGAGGAAACUCAUUUCGGUCGCUUGUAUCCGGGAUCUUGUUCUUUCGGUCACGACCCACAGCUCGUGACCAUAGGUGAGGGUAGGAACGUUGAUCGACCGGUAAAUCGAGAGCUUCGCCUUUCGGCUUACCUCCUUCUUUACCACAAUGGAUUGAUACAAAGUCUGCAUCGCUGCACCGAUCCGCCUGUCGAUCUCCCGUUGCAUUCUUCCCUCACUCAUGAACAAGACCCCAAGAUACUUGAACUCCUCCACUUGGGGCAGGAUCUCAUCCCCGACCUGGAGAGGGCACGCCACCCUUUUCCGACUGAGGACCAUGGUCUCAGAUUUGGAGGUGCUGAUUCUCAUCCCAGCCGCUUCACAACGUGUCGGUGGAAUUGAGGAGGUCUUCGAAGUAUUCUCCCCACCGGCUCACAACGUGCCGAGUCGAGGUCAGCAGCGCCCCAUCCCCACUAUACACAGUGUUGAUGGUGCACUGCUUUCCCCUCCUGAGAUGUCGGAUGGUGGACCAGAAUUUCCUCGAAGCCGUCCGGAAGUCUUUCUCCAUGGCCUCACCGAACUCCUCCCCUGCCCGAGUUUUUGCUUCAGCGACCACCAAAGCAGCAUUCCACUUGGCCAGCCGGUACCCAUCAGCUGCCUCAGGAGUCCCACAGGCCAAAAAGGCCCGAUAGGACUCCUCCUUCAGCUUGACUGCAUCCCUCACCAUUGGUGUCCACCAACGGGUUCGGGGAUUGCUGCCACGACAGCCACCGACCACCUUACGGCCACAGCUCCGGUUGGCCGCGUCAGCAAUGGAGGAAUGGAACAUGGUCCACUCUGACUCGAUGUCCCCCCCUCCCCCGGAACAUGAGCAAAGUUCUGUCGGAGGUGGGAGUUGAAACUCCUUCUGACAGGGGAUUAGAAUAACCUAGGGUGUCCUGGUGCCAAGUGCACGUGUGGACACCCUUAUGCUUGAACAUGGUGUUCGUUAUGGACAAUCCGUGACGAGCACAGAAGUCCAAUAAAAGAACACCGCUCGGGUUCUGAUCGGGGGGCCGUUCCUCCCAAUCACGCCCUUCCAGGUCUCACUCUCAUUGCCCACGUGAGCAUUGAAGUCCCCCAGCAGAACGAUGGAGUCCCCAGCACCCUGUCCAAGGACUCCAAAAAGGGUGGAUACUCUGAACUGGUGUUCGGUGCAUAGGCACAAACAACAGUCAGGACCCGUUCCCCCACCCGAAGGCGGAGGGAGGCUACCCUCUCGUCCACCGGGGUGAACCCCAAAGUACAGGCGCCGAGCCGGGGAGCAAUAAGUAUACCCACACCUGCUCGGCGCCUCUCACCGUGGGCAACUCCAGAGUGGAAGAGAGUCCAACCCCUCUCGAGAGGACUGGUACCAGAGCCCAAACUGUGCGUGGAGGCGAGUCCGACUAUAUCUAGUCGGAACUUCUCGACCUCACACACCAGCUCGGGCUCCUUCCCUGCCAGAGAGGUGACAUUCCAUGUCCCUAGAGUCAGCUUCUGUAGCCGGGGAUCGGUUCACCAAGGUCCCCGCCUUCGGCCACCGCCCAGCUCGCAUUGCACCCGACCCCUAUGGCCCCUCCCACAGGUGGUGAGCCCAUGGGAAGUGGGACCCACGUUCCCCGGCCGGGCACCAUGGGUGCAGGCCCGGCCACCAGGCGCUCGCCUUCGAGCCCCACCUCCAGGCCUGGCUCCAGAGGCGGGCCCCGGUGACCCGCGUCCGGGCAAGGGAAACCUGUGUCCAUAAUUUGUCUUCUUCAUAAGGGGUCUUUGAGCCGUGCUUUGUCUGGUCCCUCACCUCGGACCUGUUUGCCAUGGGUGACCCUGCCAGGGGCGUGAAGCCCCAGACAACUUAGCUCCUAGGAUCAUUGGGACACACAAACCCCUCCACCACGAUAAGGUGACGGCUCAAGGAGGGGAUGGAUGGAUGAACCAAAAACAAAACAAAAAAAACGCACCAAAAAAAACAAAAAAACCUUAAACAGCAAAAUAUAACCCUUCCUAAAAACCUUACACAAAAACAAAACCUUUCACAUAUGCAGGGGAAAAAAAACCCAAAACUCUCGGCCACCUAAAAACCUCAAAUACACCCAAAACCCAGUCUCACCCCCACAAAAACUUGAACUCUGUUCUCUUCACGACAAGCAGCAGUGAACAACUCUUUGAAAACGAGGCUUCAAGCUUUUUAUUUCCAUGCCCAGUUUUAUGUCAAACUAAACAUCAAACAGAAUUACACGUGCAUUUAAAACAACCACAUGGCUUUGCCUUAGUAAUGUCCUCUUUGCUUAAUGCUAACGGAGAAUGUAAAGCGCCAUAGACUAGCUAACAAAUAGCAUCGGUGUCAAGUGUUGCUUCUAACCCUAUGUGGAGGAACACGUAAUUGGAUAAUAUAAAAUUACUCAAAGGCAUAUGUUCUUUAUACUCUGUGAAGAACGACUAAUAUUACCGCAGUUGACUGAGGAGUUUUGACCAGCUCCAUGUAUUGCACUACCCCACAGAUAGCCAGGCUACACCCAUAAGAAGGUGCAGCACAAUGUCCAUUGAAUUGAAGCAAAAAACUGUCAAAAGAUAUGUCAGUGUUUUUUUUAAUAAUUAAAAUAUAUGUGCUAUUUUUCUUGUACAAAAACAUGGUGGAAACAUUUUUUUCCAUGUAUUUCAUGUAAAUAUAGCUGCACUUAUUUAAAAUGCUGAUUGUGGCACACCACUUUAACUGAGCAUUUUUAUAGUGACUGCAGAGUAAUUUUGUGCAUCAAAUACAGUACUAUAUAUUGAAUGAAUCACGAUUUGCAUGCUUCUAAUUAAACAAAAUGCUUUUUCA